Messenger RNA from Vigna radiata var. radiata (mung bean), 2406 nucleotides. RefSeq lists its product as uncharacterized. Bases 148 to 2301 code for a protein of 717 amino acids. The transcript is spliced from 5 exons. The record is from RefSeq and is a predicted model, not a curated record. NCBI's taxonomy places the organism in Eukaryota, Viridiplantae, Streptophyta, Magnoliopsida, Fabales, Fabaceae.
CCUUUAAAAUGUCUACCUCACUAGGGCGCCAAAACCCCCCAAUUUCUCUUCUCUCAGUCUCAUCCGACCUUACCACCUUCACCGCAAUUCCAGAACCCCACACCCAACCCAACUGAACUAUCCUCACUAGACAGUUGAAAGAAUAAAAUGCCCUUUUCUUCCGCCUCCGUGACAGAACUCAGUGAAGAACUCAGAUUCAGUUUAAUGAACACUGAGUCUGCUAACUGUGCUAGGAGUCCUAAUGAUACAACCACCCUUCUGCCCGUGGGUUCACAAUCUCCUUUUCCCCACUGGAAUUUGAAUGAAACAUCUCAUUUUAUUAGCAAUGAAACAGCUGGAGGAACUUCAAUGAAUGAUUCCUCUCAGUUUAGAAGUUAUCAGAAUUUUCAGAGGGACCAUAAUUACUCACACAGCACAGAAGAACACGAUUCCUCUCAGUUCAGAAGUUAUCAGAAUUUCCAGAUGGACCAUAAUUACUCACACAGGGCAGAAGAACAUAAUUUUCUUCCAUGCAGACCAAAUUCUUGUUAUCCAUGUCCGGAAGGAUACAUAGGGUGGCCAUAUCAGUAUGAUAGGCAGAACAAUCUAACAAUCCCUGCUAAUGUGAGGAAUGCUGCCUUCAAUCUAAAUAACUUUGAGAAGCCUGAUGGUGGUGGGAUGUAUGUGACCCCAGGUUAUGGUUUAAACACCAGGCCACAAAUGUUUAAUCCUAGGGGAAGAACAAUGAGUGGUAAUAUUGAUCAACCUUCACUAGAUAUGAAUCUGGGAAUGUCACUCUGUAAUCCAAAUCAAGGUGGUGCAGAACCAUUGCUUGCAAUUGGAAAACGUGAUGAAAAAUUUAGGACCAUUAGUUCUGGAAGUAAUAUCAAUGAGUUCACAUCAGGAGCUGAGAUGCCAAAAUUCAAUUCGACCUGUCAUCUUGAGAGUGCAUUUCUUCCUUCAAUCAGUACUUACCACAAUCAACAGGGUAGCAGAGGCUCCUUAAAUUCUGGUUUAGACACAAAUGUUGCUUUUUCGGGUUUUCAGAAUGAAAGAGAAAUCAUAUCUGAUUUAGCUCCUGCAAGCAAUCAUGAAGCUCUUUUUGAUUCUAGACCCGGUUUAUGUCUUGGACCUUCAUACGCUUUUCAAAGGCCAGCCUCCGAUGAUCAAAACCAUUAUUUAGGACAGGUCAGUAGGAAUUUAGGUCUUGGAGGUGUGAAAGACAUAAGUAUGGAAUUUACAGACAUAGGUCGCAAUGUUGGCCCUGAAAGAUGCAUGGAUCUAAAUUCAUUGCCAGUUGUUGCCAGCAAAACUGUGCCUUUUGAAAGUGGACAGAACAAUGUGAAUGGCCAGCUACUGCCCUCUUCAAGCAAAAUGAUAACUGAUAAGUUACCCGCCGAGCUGUUACAUAAAAAUAAUGAUAAGUUUGCGUCACAGGUUUUCUCUACUCCUUCGUUAGCCAUGGCCCCUAGAAGCAUCAGAGGGCAGGAUCUUACAAGUGAUCAUGGCCAAUCUCAGGCAGGUGGUUCUAUUCAUCAAUCAAACUCCCGUCUUCAACCACAAUCUACUUCUGAUCUAGGAAUACAUACUGGAAGUGGAAAUAUGACUGCUCAAGUUUCAAGGUCACCCAUCAUGUCAUCUCUAAAGAGAGCUGCUUCUCAACCGCUGUCAUCCACUGUCCAGAAUCAACGCAGGAAGACAAUGCCAACUCAGUUCAUAAAUCCAUCAAUUCCAACAAGGACCAGAUUGGCUCCAUCAGUCCCGAUUACAUCCCGAGCAAUUUCUCCCUUGGCCCACCCAGCCCAAUCUAUCAUGCCCCAAGCUACUCAGUCUGUUGUUCCUCCAUUGCUCCCAACAACUUGGACUAAAUCUGCUCUACCAGUCCCAAACACAACCCGGGUAAUUCCUCAUAAAAUGCACGCAGCUCCUUUACCCCCACCUAAUCACAAGAGAGUCUCAUCUUUCCACCACCCCUCAUCCUAUAAAUCACCUCGUACUAGCCUAUCUAAUCAGCAUCAACUGUUAGCUCAGGCUUUGGCUCACAAGCGAUUGAAGGCUUCAAUUAUACCAGCUGUUCCUAGAACUGCUUCCAAUCACAUUAAAUUUAAAGAUCAAACGCCAGAACCAAUUGGUUAUAAGUGCUUUUUGUGCAAGAGGGAUCUCUCCUACGAACCAGAAGGGCCUAUUUCCCUUCCACCUACAUCGCCUUCUGUUGCUGUCCUAUCAUGUGGCCACACCUUUCAUGAGUAUUGUUUGGAGCGAAUAACCCCUUGCGACCAAUCCAAAGACCCUCCAUGUAUUCCUUGUGCCCUUGGCGAGUAGUGAACUUAGUAAUACAUUAUUAUCUCAAAAGUUUCUUAGUGGUAAGUAGAAAGAAACCAGAUUUUGGUGUAGGAAAGGUAUAGUAAGGUUAUAUUUAUUUAUGUA